Impatiens glandulifera is the source of this 814-nucleotide messenger RNA. RefSeq lists its product as uncharacterized. The record is from RefSeq and is a predicted model, not a curated record. The transcript has 2 exons. Bases 76 to 531 code for a protein of 151 amino acids. Lineage: Eukaryota; Viridiplantae; Streptophyta; Magnoliopsida; Ericales; Balsaminaceae.
GGAACGGCCAGACCGGAAGUUGUCGGAAGGCUUGCGACCGAAGCUCCAGGGAUCUCAUUCUGAUAUUUUCCUGCGAUGGAGGUUGUUUAUUCUCUGCUCGGUAAAAAGGGACAACCCCCGGUUUGUCUGGACGAGCCUCCAACUUCUGCAAGGCUGGACCACAGUAAUGGAAUAAAUUUGGGUGAAUCUGCUCUCUUUAGAUCUGUUCAGAAGAACAACAAAACAAAGCGUAGGAAGGGGAUGCACUUGCAGGGCAGGUUAAAGCCGACAUCUGUGUUCCGGGGCAGCCAACUACAAGGGAGAUUGCCUCUCGGUCGACAGAGGGGUGCUGCUCCAAUUGAGGCUAUCGCCAUUGUGGACACCCAGGGUGGGACUGCACCGGCAGUGGACACGGUCGUUGGGGACAAUAGGGGUCGCCUGGCAUCGGUUGUCGAAAGAAACAGCCAUUUGGGCCACCCUCUCGUUGGUACUCUCAGGGACAAAAUCAACCAAAUGAGAUUCCUAUUGCUACCACCUUUAAAGUGGGCUUAAAAAGAUUUCGCAUUGUUCAUUCAAAUAAUGGUUAUACUUACCAAAUUUUAGUUGAAUACUCUGGUUAGAGUUUCUCUCUCUUCUUUCUCAUUGUAUUCUCCCUGACUUAGAGUUCUAUCUUCAUCCAUUAAUUCAAUUGCUCUUUAACAUACUAAGAGCUCUUAUCUUCUUUUUGUUCUUUGUUCUCUUAUCUUUGUUAUUGUACCAUGUCCCUCUUUAAGAUUCUUACUAGUGACAGAGAGAAUGAAAAAUUUGAUGUGUAACUUCUUGUGAGGCUUUUCGA